Fonsecaea pedrosoi CBS 271.37 is the source of this 393-nucleotide messenger RNA. RefSeq lists its product as uncharacterized. The record is from RefSeq and is a predicted model, not a curated record. Lineage: Eukaryota; Fungi; Ascomycota; Eurotiomycetes; Chaetothyriales; Herpotrichiellaceae. Bases 1 to 393 code for a protein of 130 amino acids. The transcript has 2 exons.
AUGGCCAUUAUCUUGCGAUCCUUUGAAUCUGCAAGGAAAUUGCUGCUGCACGGCGCUGAUGCAGAACGUAUCAACUCCCAUGGAUUCUCAGCCAGACAGUUGAUCUUCAAGUUGAGAGAUCUGUGUGAGGAAGAUGAGGAAGAAUAUAUGCAAUCUCUGCGCGAGGAACUUUGUGAGGAUGUGGGCUUUUUCAUGAACACUGUCUUCCCUUCAAAGAGAGAUUACAGAGGCACCUUCGAGGACUUCAAUGAUGCAAUUGAUUUGCUGGGGUUCGACGACAAGGACGAGCAAUCACAAUUCGAUGCGACAACCCAGGACAUUCCAAAAAGACUAGGCAAGCUUUACCUUCUUUCCGACCAUACUCAUGUACUAAUUUGUGCUCAGAAGCUAUGA